This is a messenger RNA of Saitoella complicata NRRL Y-17804, 1176 nucleotides long. RefSeq names its product phosphoglycerate mutase-like protein. NCBI's taxonomy places the organism in Eukaryota, Fungi, Ascomycota, Saitoellomycetes, Saitoellales, Saitoellaceae. Gene Ontology annotation, cellular component: cytosol. The transcript has a single exon. Gene Ontology annotation, biological process: negative regulation of programmed cell death; negative regulation of glycolytic process; fructose 1,6-bisphosphate metabolic process. The coding region runs from base 1 to 1176 and encodes 391 amino acids. Gene Ontology annotation, molecular function: fructose-2,6-bisphosphate 2-phosphatase activity. The record is from RefSeq and is a predicted model, not a curated record.
AUGGUACCAGAUGUGCUGUCGGAUCCAGCGCUGGACGCUGCUGAUCUAAAGGUUGUUAAGCAGGAAGAGGCCGAAGAGUGUAGAUUGGCGGGAAUUCCACAUGCACGAUCGAUCUCAGUUGCGUCGGAGGCGAUCAACAUGGAAGAAAGUGCAGAAAGGGUAAACUUGGAAGACGUCGCGGGACCGGCACCUACAGCUACGCUCAACGACGGAUCGGCAGAAAUCCCGGAACCACCAUCAGACGCGACCCUGCCCGCACUAAAAGACGAAGAAGAAGAUGGCGAGAUCUAUGAUACACCACCCUCAUCGCCUCCACCCCGCAUUCCAAGACCACACAGGUGUCCAAAGUGUUGGCCCCGCUGGCCACGCAAGGCGCACCUUAGCAUUAUCCGACAUGCCGAAUCAACAGGAAACGUCGCGCAUCUCCUCCAAGGCCGCACUGACGCUCCGCUGACCGUAUAUGGACAUCAACAAGCCGCAAGUCUUGCUUCAAAUAGUAUUUUCAGUGAGUACCCGCCGACGAAGGUGUUUGCCUCACCGCUACAGCGCGCAAGACACACGGCAGAGGCACUCGUCGCCGGGUUGAAGAUUGCGGACAGGAAAGUGGGAAGGGAUAUUAUGGGACUGGAAAUGAUAUUGGAUAGAGGGUUGGUUGAACGAGAUCUAGGAAGAAGGGAAAACACCAGUUGGAAAAUGGCAAAAAAGCUUCCGCCGGCUGAACCGGAUAACCUUGGCGGCGAACACAAAGAGACGUUCAAGAGGAGGGUAAGGAGGUGUGUCGAGCAGUACCUACGCCUUGCACGAGAACUUGUCGACAGGGGCGAGGAGAAUGUUCACAUCGUCGUCGUGACCCACGGCUUAUUCCUGACCGAGUACCUGUGGCAGGUGGAACACUUGGUAUCGAACUAUUGUGGUACAAACCCGCAAGGUAUCCUGUGUGACAUACCACCUGCAGCGAACGCGAGUAUUUGGACAUAUGAAUUAGAGUUUCCUGCACCCUCGAUGGGGCGAAACGACUGGAGAUUCGCGGCGCAGAUGAGCCCUGCGAGGAUGAACAAUACGAGCCAUUGGAGUGGGCGUUUGGAAAGGCAGAGGGGUGGGCUUGGGAGUAUGGCGUAUGAUAAGCGGCAGAAGACUUUAGAUGGAGUUUUCAGGAAGGGAGGGAGGGAGUCGUGA